Diatraea saccharalis (sugarcane borer) is the source of this 810-nucleotide messenger RNA. NCBI's taxonomy places the organism in Eukaryota, Metazoa, Arthropoda, Insecta, Lepidoptera, Crambidae. The record is from the annotation of a GenBank genome assembly.
AUGUUUUGCUGUACAGAAGGUUGCGGUUGGAGGAACCCAGACGGAGUGGGAUUCUCAAUUAAAAGCGAAGAAGGACAUUCUAAUUUUGGAGAGGUUCCAUGGAUGGCUGCUUUGUUGAAGAUUGAAAAUACUGACCUUAAGGAGCCGUUGAACAUUUAUAGUGGUGGAGGCUCUCUUAUCCACCCGAGCGUUGUGCUAACUGCCGCCCAUCUUGUGGCUGAUAAGCAACCAGAAAUGUUAAAAAUCAGGGUCGGCGAAUGGGAUACUCAAACCAAGGCCGAGAUUUACCCGCAUCAAGACAGAAACGUCGCUAGUGUGCUAAUACACGAAGACUACGACAAAGGCUCCUUGAAAAACAACAUUGCUCUACUGUUUUUGGCAAAGCCUGUGGAACUAGCCCCAAAUGUAGGGGUCGUAUGCUUACCACUGCCUCAUAAUAAGGCACUACCGGGCACCAAAUGCUACUAUACGGGCUGGGGAAAAGAUAAAUUCGGUAAAGAAGGACACUACAGUACAAUACUUAAGAAGGCCUCCGAGGAUCCACUGGGCAGCUCACUGCCGGAUGGAUUCACGGAGGAAUCCCACACACAUCCCCCGUUGCCUGCCGAGUUGACACGUAACUCCGAUGGUAGCUCGGCUUGGCGGGUACACACGGUGCUCAGCUUUGGUAGCUCACUGCUGGACAAAUCUAUACAUGGAUAUGCUAUGACCACGGGUCUAGACACUAUAUGGGUGGUGGAACGUCCACAACUAGUUCACACACGACGCGGUACACAAACGUUGUGCUCUCUUCAGCGCGCAGCAAGCUAG